Messenger RNA from Dryobates pubescens (Downy woodpecker), 1973 nucleotides. It is a transcript of the gene CA10, whose product is annotated as carbonic anhydrase 10. Gene Ontology annotation, molecular function: carbonate dehydratase activity; zinc ion binding. The record is from RefSeq and is a predicted model, not a curated record. Bases 682 to 1668 code for a protein of 328 amino acids. The transcript is spliced from 10 exons. Lineage: Eukaryota; Metazoa; Chordata; Aves; Piciformes; Picidae.
GCGCCCAGCCCCGCCGUGCCCGGCGCUGCCGCCCGCCGGCCCCCGGCACCCCGCAGCACCGGCUCCGGCUGCGGGAAAUGGCGAAAUAGCGGGAACCGGUGGAGGAGAGGGGGCAGAGCCGCCGGCUAUGGCACCUGCUCACAGCUGAGGCGGGGGGGGCUGAAGCCAGCGGCUGGGAGCCUGACCUCGAUUUGUCUGGGGGGCUGCGGGCAGAGGCAGAGCCCAUGAGCUGAGAAAAUAAACAGCAGGAGGAUUUGGGGCAGCAGCAGGAGCAGAAGAGGACCCCCCCCGCCUCCAUCCGCCGCCGGGCCCCCCGGCACUGCCCCGCCGAGACCUGCGGAGUUGGGGGCUGCCCGGCGCCCGCCGCCCUGGCACGGAGGCUGCGGAGCGGAGCGGCGGGGGGCUGCUGUCUAUGUCGUGUGGGGAAAUCUGGUGGAUUUGGUUCUCGCUCGUGGAGGAAGAGCCCGGCGCCGGCACUUGGCUGCGUGGUGUUUUUUGGAGGGCGAAGGAAGGGAUCUCGGCUGAGCCGUGCGGAGGCAGCGCUCGGACAUGAGUUGUCAGCACAUCUGGGGAAUACCGGCUGCGGGUCCGAACGGGAAUUUGCUGGGAUCGUUUAAGCUGCGAUAUUGAUCUUUGUUGUUUUUUUUCGCCGAGGGAUGCACUUGGCAUGAGAAUCAGAGGAUGGAAAUUGUUUGGGAGGUGCUUUUUCUUCUGCAAGCGAAUUUCAUCGUCUGCAUUUCAGCUCAACAAAAUUCACCAAAAAUCCAUGAAGGCUGGUGGGCUUACAAGGAGGUGGUCCAGGGAAGCUUUGUUCCAGUUCCCUCCUUUUGGGGUUUGGUGAACUCAGCCUGGAAUCUGUGCUCUGUUGGGAAAAGGCAGUCACCUGUCAAUAUUGAAACCAGCCAUAUGAUUUUUGAUCCCUUCUUAACUCCACUUCGCAUAAACACAGGGGGAAGAAAGGUCAGCGGGACCAUGUACAACACGGGCAGGCACGUGUCGCUGCGGCUAGACAAGGAGCACCUGGUCAACAUCUCUGGGGGGCCCAUGACCUACAGCCACCGCCUGGAGGAGAUCCGGUUACACUUCGGGAGCGAGGACAGCCAGGGCUCCGAGCACCUCCUCAACGGCCAGGCCUUCUCCGGGGAGGUUCAGCUUAUCCACUACAACCAUGAGCUGUAUACAAAUGUCACAGAGGCUGCAAAGAGUCCCAACGGGCUGGUGGUAGUUUCCAUAUUUAUGAAAGUAUCGGAGUCAUCAAACCCAUUCCUAAACCGAAUGCUGAACAGAGACACCAUAACCAGAAUAACCUAUAAAAAUGAUGCAUACUUACUACAGGGGCUUAAUAUUGAGGAACUGUAUCCAGAAACCUCUAGUUUCAUUACGUAUGAUGGGUCCAUGACAAUUCCACCCUGCUACGAAACAGCAAGCUGGAUAAUCAUGAACAAGCCUGUCUACAUAACAAGGAUGCAGAUGCAUUCUUUACGACUGCUCAGCCAGAAUCAGCCAUCCCAGAUAUUUCUGAGCAUGAGCGACAACUUCCGACCGGUGCAGCCUCUCAACAACCGAUGUAUCCGAACCAACAUCAACUUUAGUUUACAGGGCAAGGACUGUCCCAACAACAGAGCACAGAAACUGCAGUAUAGAGUAAACGAGUGGCUCCUCAAGUAAGUCAGGCAGAGCACGCAGAAGCCAUCACCUCAGCGGAACGGACACGACUUGGAAUGCAGCCAGCCCCCCCUCUGCGGGCUGGGGCAGCGCUGGGAGCGUGCUGCGGGGAGAGCUGCCGCGGGGGGGACUCAGCUCACCAUUCAUCCAUGUGGUCGGUGGUUCAUUAACACACAACCAAGUCAAAAGACAGUAUGGCAGUCAAUGUGAUUACAAUUUUGAUACCGUUUUCCUGAACUAAUUUAGCUUCACAAAGAAAGACUUUUCAGCCUUUGUACAUAGGAAAUUCUUCCUCCUUCCCUUCCCCC